This is a messenger RNA of Vitis vinifera (wine grape), 993 nucleotides long. RefSeq lists its product as uncharacterized. The record is from RefSeq and is a predicted model, not a curated record. Bases 1 to 993 code for a protein of 330 amino acids. NCBI's taxonomy places the organism in Eukaryota, Viridiplantae, Streptophyta, Magnoliopsida, Vitales, Vitaceae. The transcript is spliced from 3 exons.
AUGGUGACGGUUACUAUGACGAUAACGAUGAUGGUAAUGGUAACAAUAAGAAUCACGGUGACGAUAACAGUGUCGAUGUCGGUGAUGGUAACAACAAUGGUGAGGGUAACGGUCACAGUGACAGUAAUGGCGAUUAUAGUGAUGGUCACGGUGAUGAUAACGGUAUCAAUAACGGUGACGGUGAGGAUGAUUGUAAUGGUAAUAGUGAUGGUAACGCUCACUAUAUCGGUAAUAGUCAUAGUAAUGAUGAUAAUGACUGUAACGGUAUCAGUGACGGUAAUGGUGACUAUAACGGUAAUGGUGACGGUGACGAUAUUAGUUAUGGUGAUAGUAACGGUAACAAUGAUGGUAAUAGUAACAAUGACGGUGAUGGUAAAGUUGACGGUGACGGUAACUAUGACGGUUACGAUAAUGGUCACGGUUAAGAGUAACGGUGACUGUUAUAAUAACAGAAACAAUAACGAUAACAAUAACGAUGAUGGUAAAAGAGACGAUAAUGGUAACAGUGACUGUAACGGUGACGGUAAUGGAAACGGUUAUGAUAACAAUUACGGUGGUGAUGACGGUAACGAUCACGAAAAUUGUGAAGAUAACGGUGUCGUAGAUGGUAACAGUAGUGGCAACGGUAACGAUAAUAAUAACGGUGAUGGUAUUGAUAAUAGUGACAGUAACGGUAACGGUGAUGGUAACGGUAACGAUGACGGUAACGCUGACGAUAACUUUAACAGUAAUGGUGAUGGAAACGGUAACGGUAACGGUAAUGGUAAUACUGACGAUAACGAUCACGAUUACGAUAACAGUAACAAUAAUAGUGACGGUAAUGGCAACAAUGAUGGUAAUAGUGAUGUUGACUAUAACAUUGAUGAUAAUGAUGACAGUAACAGUAACAAUGACGAUAAUGGUAAGGGUGACGAUAUUAUCAUGAUGACGGUAACGGUCACGGUCACGGUAAUGGUAACAGUGACGGUAAUAAUGACAGUAAUAUAUCGAUAA